Nicotiana attenuata is the source of this 1400-nucleotide messenger RNA. Its product is annotated as peroxidase 64-like. The record is from RefSeq and is a predicted model, not a curated record. Gene Ontology annotation, cellular component: plant-type cell wall; plasmodesma. The coding region runs from base 164 to 1126 and encodes 320 amino acids. NCBI's taxonomy places the organism in Eukaryota, Viridiplantae, Streptophyta, Magnoliopsida, Solanales, Solanaceae. The transcript is spliced from 4 exons. Gene Ontology annotation, biological process: hydrogen peroxide catabolic process; response to oxidative stress. Gene Ontology annotation, molecular function: peroxidase activity; heme binding.
ACCUAACCAAUUCCAGUAACAACUCUUUGUGUAGUCUUUUGCCCUCUAGUACAAUUUCUACACUUUAAAUGCACAUUGUAUGGCUCCUUAUGUCUCACAGCAAAGUGCAAAGUCUAAAGUAAGCAUAAAGAAAGGCUUAAUUUGGCAAAAAUAAGUAGUUAUUAUGGCAGUACCAAGAUCAUGUCUUAUUGCUCUAGUCUUUGCUUUUGCAUUGUUUUCCAGUACUGCAGUCAACGCACUAAGCUCCAAUUACUAUGAGAAUACAUGCCCCAAGGCCGAGUCAACCAUCACAAAAGUUGUCAAGAAAGCUAUGUUGAAUGAUAAAACUGUUCCAGCUGCGCUUUUGAGGAUGCACUUCCAUGAUUGUUUCGUUAGAGGUUGUGAUGGCUCUGUGCUACUGAACUCAACAAGAAACAACAAAGCCGAAAAAGAUGGACCCCCUAACAUCUCAUUGCACGCAUUUUAUGUCAUCGACGCUGUUAAGAAACAAAUCGAGGAAUUGUGCCCUGGAGUCGUCUCUUGUGCUGAUAUUUUGGCUCUCGCUGCUCGGGAUGUUGUUGUUCUUUCUGGAGGUCCUACUUGGGAUGUGCCAAAAGGUAGAAAAGAUGGAAGAAUCUCCAAGGCCACUGAAACGCGGCAACUACCUUCUCCCACCUUCAAUAUUUCUCAAUUGCAACAGAACUUUGCCCAAAAAGGCCUUUCUUUGGAUGAUUUGGUUGCACUUUCAGGAGGACACACUCUUGGAUUCUCUCAUUGUUCUUCCUUCCAAAAUAGAAUCCACAAGUUCGACAAUGGUCACGACAUUGAUCCAACACUACAAACAUCAUUUGCAGCCAGUCUGCAGAAUGUUUGCCCCAUGCACAACAAGGUUAGAAAUGCAGGUGCCACCAUGGAUUCUACUACAACUUUAUUCGACAACGCCUACUAUAAGCUUCUACUGAAUGGCAAGAGCCUUUUCUCUUCUGAUGAAUCUUUGCUCGCUACUACAAGGACCAAAACACUAGUUUCAAAGUAUGCUGGCUCUCAGGAUGAGUUCUUUAAAGCAUUUGCCAAUUCUAUGAUCAAGAUGAGUAGCAUAAGUGGUAAUGGACAAGAAGUUAGACUCGACUGCAGAUUUACUAGAUGAUAACCCUGACUAAACUUCAAGUUGUUAAGACAUUUAUUUCACAGGCUUAGGCCUUUCAUUUAUUGUAAUUGGGGUGCUUUAAUUUGUUUCAUUUCCUUUUAUCACUUUCUGUGGUUAAUCAUUUUUUAAGAAGUUGAGGGAGCAAACCCAAAAAAAAAAGCUCAAAGUGUGUUUUAGCUUUCUGAGCAAAGAAGACUUGGUGAUUUAUCUUUUAUCCCCUUGUUGAUUUAAUUGGAAUGUAUUGUUACUUAAAUGAAGAAGGAUUUUGUGGUGA